Molecule: messenger RNA, 798 nt
Organism: Macrosiphum euphorbiae (potato aphid)
Lineage: Eukaryota; Metazoa; Arthropoda; Insecta; Hemiptera; Aphididae
Source: the annotation of a GenBank genome assembly
AUGUUCAACCCGAAGGCAGCGGUGACACAGGUACAUACUGACGCUAGUGCCGUGGCACUAUCGGGAAUAUUGCUGCAAGGACCGACCACCACCGAUUUGCAUAUGGUCUACGCGGUCAGCAAAAAGACGACCGACGCCGAAGCGAAGUACCACAGCAGCCGGCUGGAGUUAUUCGCCGUCAUAUGGUCGCUUAGUCGUCUGCGCCCGUACUUGUUGGGAAUACAUUUUACUGUGGUGACAGAUUGUCAAUCGUUAAUAUAUUUAAAUAUCCAUAAGACUGUUAAGCCACAAAUAGCACGAUGGUUUGAAAUCUUACAGGAAUUCGAUUUCGAAGUUAAGUUCAGACCUGGCAGCCGUAUGGCACACGUAGAUGCCCUGAGCCGCGCCGCCCCGCCGACUUUCGACGCGGAAGAAAUAUCGGUCGAACACGAGCUUACCAAACGGCUCGACGUCUUUGUUGCUAUGACUGUUGUGGACAAAGUGCGGUUUAUGCAACAAGGUGACGCCGCGAGCGCAAAUCUGAUCAAUUUGAUGAAAACAACAAGAAAACUCACCAAGCACGAGAAGUCCCUGACUGAGCCGUACGAACUACACGAUGGUGUCCUGUACCGAAGACAUGCCGGAAAAUCGUUAUUAGUCGUGCCUCGGUCGAUGAGGAAAGGGAUCGUUGUUGGUCACUCGAUUACGGGGGUCAUUUUUCGUUGGACCGAACUGUCGCAAAGAUCACAGAGGACUAUUGGUUUACUGGACUACGCCGAUAUGUCAAACAGCACAUCCAAAUGUGCCUGGAUUGCCUAA